AUGGACUGUCCAGCUGGUGAUCCUGAGGAGAUGAAGUCGGAAAAUGACUGGCUUCUGGCCGCCUUGGACCGCAAGUUCGCAGAGCAGGAAAAGGCACUGCACCGCUUGCUGGAUCAGGUCUUUCGCAGGGACUUGAACUGGGGUUCUGAGCGCAACAGCGAGGUGCUGCUGGAGAGGGAGCCAAUGUGGGAGGUCCAGAUGGAGGUCAAAGACUUGGUUGCUGUCCUUCCUUCACCAUAUGUGGAAGCCAAAGUUUCUACGAAGGAGGAUGUGCAGCCGAAGAGCAGCAUGAAGGCUACCCGGCGCCACAAAAGUCUCAUGGGGACGCAGGUGAUGAGGGAGAAGUGGGAACCGGACCCGCCUCUUCAGCGCUUUGUGAAAGGGCCGUUAGACGGCUACAUGGGUAUGGUGGUGGUUGUGAACCUGAUAUUUAUGAUCAUCAUGACCCAGUGGACAGGAUCUCAGGCUGACGUCUUGCUAGGUAUUUCUACGUCGAGCAGUUUGAAUCUGACGGAGCACUUUUUCGAGAUCUCGGAGUAUGUUUUUUUCGUCCUGUUCGUCCUGGAUGUGAUGAUUCGAGUCUGGGUGCUGCGUCGCGAAUGGAUUUUUGACCAUCGCGAAGGCUUCAUGUACCUCAACGUUUUCGACGCCUGCGUGGUUUUUGUGAAUGCAUUUGAGCUGCUGGUUCUGCCUCUGUUGUUUCUGGGAAAUGACCAGGAGCAGCAUGCUAACAGCAUCCGCGUCAUCAAGCUGCUGCGCAUUGUCCGCACGCUGCGUAUUGUCAAAACGGUGACGAUUUUCCGGCAGUUGAGGCUUCUAGUCGGUACUUGUAUAGCAAGCAUCGGAGCUCUCUUCUGGUCGAUGGUGCUGCUCAUGGUUUUGAAAGUCGGCUUCGCACUGAUCAUCUGCCAAGCUUUGCAGGGGUACGUUUUGGAUGACCAGCAAGAUCUGGAUACGCGGCUGUUAGUCAACAAGUUGUACGGAGACUUUGGCAAAGCUUUCUACACAAUGUUCGAGGUAACUCACUCUGGUAGCUGGCCGGGAGUUGUCCGGCCUGUUGUGGACAACGUGGAUGCAUUGUAUGCCAUACCAUUCUUAACAUACAUUACUUUGGUGGUUUUUGCCGUGAUAAGGAUCGUCACAGCCCUAUUCCUCAAAGAGACUUUGGCCAGCGCCGCCAAUGAUGCCGACAUGGUCAUGGAAGACAACCGUCGAAUGGCCCGCGAUGCCCAAAACAAGCUAGAAGAGCUUUUCCGGGCAGCAGACGAUGAUGGGGAUGGCCAUCUGACUAAAGAUGAGUUUGCUGCAGCUAUGAGUCUGCCCAGUGUGCAAGGCUUCUUGACGUCUCUGGAUGUUAGUGUUCGGGACUGCCACCCACUUUUUGAUAUCCUGGAUGAUGGGGACGGACUUAUCACGACCGCAGAGUUCUGCAAGGGCCUGAUGCAGCUGAAGGGGCAAGCCCGGGCUUUGGAUAUCUUCGUCUUGCAACGUGAGAAUGCUAAGCUCAUGAAGGAAUGCCAGGACAUCCAACGUUCUGUUCUGGACAUCUCUGAGUCCUUCAGGGGUGCUGUAAAAUAA
This is a messenger RNA of Symbiodinium sp. CCMP2456, 1578 nucleotides long. The record is from the annotation of a GenBank genome assembly. NCBI's taxonomy places the organism in Eukaryota, Dinophyceae, Suessiales, Symbiodiniaceae.